UAUUCUGCGCCGCGCAUGCGCAGCGGGUUACUACCGGAAGGAUUUCUUAGCUGGGAGCAGCGUGGCGCCCCUACUGAGCCCUUCUGGAAGCGUCUGAGGGAAAGAAGAGCGCAAGUCGGAGUGGGAGAGACCACUGAGCGGAACUCAGACACAGGUGAUAUUGGCGGGGGCCACGACACUACAGUGAGAGCAAAAAGAGACGACGCAAAUCCGCGCUGCGAGGCAGGGGAUGUGGCUGCCAGGGAGAGAUGGCCCUCUUUCUCAGCUCCAGUUUGGUGGCUGCCACGGCAGGGGAAAGAGGGCAUAUCCAUUGCAUUAGAAAGGUACACUUUGUCGAUGUCAAAAGUACUUCAAGGAGAAAGCCAUACUCAGGACAUUUUGCAUAUGAAUCUUAAUAAUGACAGAUCAAGAAAAAGAAAUUGGGGUUUGUUGGUCACUGGCAUUGUCGGUGGGACAUUGGUGGUACUGUAUGCUGUUGCCACUCCAUUCCUAACUCCAGCACUGAGAAAAAUUUGCCUUCCUUUCGUACCUGCAACUUCAGCUCAGAUUGAAAAUGUUUUGAAAAUGUUACAAUACAGAAGUGGAUCUCUGGUUGACAUAGGUAGUGGUGAUGGACGUAUUGUGAUAGCAGCUGCAAAAGAAGGAUUCAAAGCUGUUGGUUAUGAAUUAAAUCCCUGGUUAGUCUGGUACUCCAGAUAUCGUGCUUGGAGAGAAGGGAUGCAUCAUAAUGCCAAAUUUUAUAUUUCAGAUUUGUGGAAGGUUAGCUUUUCCCAGUAUACAAAUGUUGUUAUUUUUGGGGUACCUCAAAUGAUGCCACAGUUGGAGAAGAAGCUUGAAGAAGAACUUGAUCACAAUGCCAGAGUUGUUGCAUGCCGUUUCCCUUUCCCACAUUGGAUGCCAGAUCAUACUACUGGAGAAGGAAUAGACGUGGUGUGGGCCUAUGAUUCAAAAGCUUUCAAAGGAAAUGAAAAGACAUGCUCAGAAACUGUACAAAAGAUGCAUCCUUUGUAAGAUUUCAGGUUAAAAAAUGUUGGAGUGAACUUUAAAUGGUGACUGUCUGAUUCGGUUCUUAGUAUACUUAAAGUGGUGGGAGGAUAACAAUAAGUAACACUGAAUAUUUCUCAAACCCAUUUCAUUGUCAGAAUGUCUUGUGGUGUUAAACAAAACUGCACUAUAGUCUUAUUUUAUAUUGCAGCAAAGCGAAGGCCAGUAAAAUGUAGACAAAGUAUACCAUGGAAAAAUGCAAAGACGACUUAUAUGUAUUGAUUACAAGAAGAAAUGGUUAGAAUUUUUUUAAAAAAUAUCUUUUAUAUGAAAAGUGGUAGGAUGCAGAAAGGGUUCAGUAGUGUUAAGGACACAUGUAUAAACUAAAUGCUCUAGUAAUAUUAAAGUUAUUUUUAACUGUU
Molecule: messenger RNA, 1406 nt
Organism: Gopherus evgoodei (Goodes thornscrub tortoise)
Lineage: Eukaryota; Metazoa; Chordata; Testudines; Testudinidae
Gene: ATPSCKMT
Product: ATP synthase c subunit lysine N-methyltransferase
Exons: 6
Coding region: 16-1011 (331 amino acids)
Biological process (GO): peptidyl-lysine trimethylation; positive regulation of proton-transporting ATP synthase activity, rotational mechanism; regulation of mitochondrial ATP synthesis coupled proton transport
Cellular component (GO): mitochondrion
Molecular function (GO): protein-lysine N-methyltransferase activity
Source: RefSeq, a predicted model, not a curated record